GGCUGCCCGCGGUCUCCUUGCCGCUGGGGCCUGGGCAGGAGGCGGUGGCGGAGCAGCGCUGGCUCGUCCCGCUUCGUGUCGGGAGGCCGGAGGUGGCUGCGCUGUGCCCGGGACGCUGCGCUGGGGCCGCCUCCGAGCUCCGCCGCCGCCUCACCGGGCUCCGGCCGCUGCUGCCGCCGCUGCCGGGCCCGCACAGACGCUCCGGCAAUGGCGGCUCUCCCAAGCCACGGCCGCCCUGGGGGCGCCAGCGGGGCCGGGCUUGUCCCCGCUCUGCCCAAUCAGCGCGCGCCAGAGCCACGAGUGACGGCAGAAGCAGCCAAUGGCAGCCAGCGGCGGGCUCUGCACACGGCACGGCCUCGCCUCCCUUGGGCUGAGCUCCGCCAUUUCUCGUUAGCCUGGGCUGAGGAGCGGCCCCGGCGCUGGGCCCGGCCCGGGCAGGAGGCCAAGGAAGCGCCGCUGCGCUGAAGCGCCGGGAGCUCGGGGUGCCCGGGAGCUGAGGGCGCUGCGAGCUGGGGAUUGGACUUAACAUCUGGGGACCCUGACGUGAUGAGCUUUAGUGAAUAGUCUGGCAUAAUCUAAGGCUGAAAAGAAGAAGAAUCCCAUGGUGGUUGCGACCAGGCGUCCGAGAGAGAUGCGUGUGGCCACAGAUUGACUGGUGAGCUGGCAGCCUUUGAGCUGGAAAUUGAUGGGAUGGUGUCCUAGUUUAGGGCAAAUUAGGGAGGAAAACUCCAAAUGGGGAUUUCCCCAGGGAAAUGUCCCCUCCUCACCAACUGGUCCGGGAAAGGGAAAAAAAAUUCCUUGGAGUGAAGUGGAAAAAGCUGUUUAUUUAACAGAAAAUGGAAUAAUAUUAAAUAAUAAAACCUCUUGCUGUUCGAUGGGAUGGCAAAUCUAGGAAGAAAAGUCCUUUUCAUGUGGUGUAGCUCAGCUCGCUCAGGUUCUUAUCAGUCCCUCUGGCGCUGGAAAGUGCCGAGGCCCAGGCCCCGGUGGGCCACAGGCGUGAGCUCCUGGGGUUUGGCUGGGUGUUCAGUCCAGAGCAGGCUUGCACAGAUCCAAGAAAAAAGGAAAAAAAAAACAACAAAGGCCUAGGGAACUCCUCUGCCUCAGCUAGCUAAAACUAACUAAAAACCAGAGAGAAGCUCUGUCCCGCUGUCUGUCCAUGCUGCAGACACCACAGUCCCGGAGCAGGAUGUGUGGGAGUGAUGUUUUUCUUUAACACAAACUGUGCGCUUCUUCUUCCCCCUCUCUUGCUCUCAAAGCCAGUCUUAAAGGUGCAGAACUUAAUAUAUAACAUAAACCAGACUAUUGGGGAUACCAGUGUCAUAAAGUCACCCCAGGACAGAUGGGCAAUGCUGUAUUAGCCCUUGAGAAAGCUACGAUAGAAGCCUUGCUCCGGAUGAGUCAGAAUGUGGGGACUCCUUUAGACCGUACGCUUCUGACAGAUGUAUUAUUUUGGGCAAAGCGGCAUAGAUUAAUCAUUGAGACUGCCGAUGUUUUUACUAAUGCCGCCUGGAAAAGGGUAGGAGAAGAUUUAUGGGAAGCUAUACAGUCUGGCUCAAAAGAAGCUCAAGCUCUAGCGAAAACAUAUCGUCAAGUUAGAUUAAUGAUAGAGCAGUUAAGUGUAGAAGCUGAAAUUGAAGCAACUGUGAAGGGAGUUUACGCUGCAGCAGAAGGAAAAGCAGCUGAAAAGUCGAGUAACAAGCAGCCAGGGAGUGAAAAUGACUGUGAUCGGAGUAAUGAAAAUAUUCCUACCCCUCAUAUGGUUGCUGCUCCAGCGCAUAAGGGACCCUAUGACGAUUUGAUUCCACCAUGGGACGGUAAUUCCCAAGUCCCGCAGACAUCGUCCCCUGUAAACCCCUCAAUGCCACCGUUUGUUCCACUGCUGCCUAUGGAAGUAGAUCCAGUCUCGGCUCCCCUAUCUCCUGAUUCCGAUACUGAAUCGGAGGCAUUAAAAACUCUAUUAUCACAGCAAGCAAGAGUUAUGACGCAGCUUUUACAAGAAGUGCAAUGUUUGGAUCGAGAUGCAAAGUCUACUACUAUAAAACAAGCAUAUAAAAAGGCACACAAUGCAAUUGUGAGUGGACUUAAGAACAUUGAAAAUCAAUUAGGAGAUGUAAAUGAUAGUGUGCCGGGACCUUCCCCUUUAACACCUAAACAGCCAUCUCCGGGGUCGUCACAAUCUUUGUCAUUAAGCAAACGCAAGGCCCUUUUGAAUUAUAUGAAAGAUGGGGAAUGGUCUGUGGAGGAGGCUGAUAAUUAUCUUUGUUCUAAAUAUGGAACUGUGGCUCGAAUAAUGCCAGAGGAAAAGAGAGAAAUAAGAGAAUGGCAGCAACGAUAUUCUCCCCAUGUUCAAGCAAAACAAGAUCCACGAUCGACAAGAGAUAAUACCUUUUGGUUGCCUGCUAAGUGGGUGAAGCCCUGGAUAUUGAAGCAGAAACCCGAAGAUGCUGGCGGUGGAGACAACAACUUGCCCCAAUAAUUGACCUCCUAGGAUAACUCACAAGAAGAGAUAAUCUGGGCACACCAUCUACAAUCAACUGUCAAGAGCUAGUUGCUGAAUUGCUAGAAAGGAGGCUCAGAGAAAUUAUUCAGCCAAAUUGUGGUUGUAGUGGUUGGCUGACAUCUUAUGUAUAUUAUGAGAAUUGUUAUCAAACAUUUUAUUCUGAAGAUAGUGUAGAACUUUUUUUAGAGUGUAAUAGGUGUAGAAGAUAGCUUCGAUAUAGCUAUUUGAGUUUAAGACAAGUAGCUAAAUAAUUUUGAGUUAACUUUUGAUCAAGCAGUAGAAUUAUUUGAAUGUGAAGAAGAGCUUAGAUUAGCACAAGCCUAUGUAAAUUUAACACAAUUAGUAAAAAGAGUAAAAUUUAUUGUAUUUACUAAAAUAGCUGAUUCCAAAUAUCGUAUUUUGUGUAUGAAGCAUUAUGAAGAGUAUUAUAGCGAUAAUGAAUCUUUGUGUUUUGAUGCCGUUUGAAACGAAUCAAAGACUAGAAACUCGAGCUAAUUUUUGGGUUACAUAGGCCAAUCGAACUAACAAUCCUGCCUUUUGUUUGCACCUGACAGCAGCUACUGAUCCUUUUCACACCUGUUUAGUUGGAGCUCCUGAGUAUAACCUUAGCGAUUUUAAUGGUUGGGCCACCAACAAUUGUUCUACUGCUAAAAACACUAGUAAUUGUACUGCCAUGCUAUUAGCAAGUUUAACUAAGUCUUUGCCAUGAGACCCUCAAGAAAUAAAUUUACUUAGUAACAAGCAGUUCCACCCCAAUGAGACUGGAUGUGUGAAAUUUAGACAUUAGAACCUUACUAGUCGUAAAAUUUAGCUUACCCCAAAACAACCCGAAUUAGCAGAUGCAACGUUUUUGUGUCAACAUCAGUCCUAUGGCUGAGAAUGUUCUCAUGUUCAUAUUUUCAUAGACGACUCUGCAAAAGCUUUACCCCCGAGAGUUUACCUUAUUUGUGAAGAUCGUGCAUGGCAAGAUAUUCCGAGAUAUGCUCAAGGAGGUCCAUGCUAUUUAAGUACUUUGGCAAUGUUAACACCUAAUGCCGAAACUUUGAGAUCUCUCAAAGCAAAUAAAGUUAAAAGAGAUAUAUCUUCUUUGUCUCCUGAUUGCAAUAAAAGAUCAUGCUGAAAAAAUUACUGUUAAUCAUAGUCCUUUAUAUGAAUAGCUAGAAUCUUAGAAAAUUACCUUUUAGAUAAAAGAAAUUAUUAAAACAAUUAGUUAGAUUUUAUCGAUUGUUAUUGUGUUACUUGUAGGCCCAUUUUGAUCCGUUGUUUGUUUGGACAUAUAUCAGCCGUAGCUGAUUCUGUUUUGAAAAAAGAGGGGGAAGUGUGGAGGCUUUUGCAGGUGUGCUUUGCUUACAGCCUCUUUACAGAGCAUGCUGACCCUAACAGUGAGCUGCCAAAGAAAACAAAGUGAUAAAUAUUCCUGCUUGUUGAGCAAGAACAAGGAUCAAACAAAGGUCUGCAAGCAUCUAGUAAUUUGCUUUAAGAUAAGGAUAGUAACAUGUUUAGAGAAGAACGAAAACAGUGUUAUAAACUAGAGCUAUAAGUUUGUAUUCUAUUUUUAGAUGCUUGGCAAAAACUAUAUAAGUAAUGCAAGAGCAAGAAAUAAAGGUCUCAG
Molecule: messenger RNA, 4112 nt
Organism: Poecile atricapillus (Black-capped chickadee)
Lineage: Eukaryota; Metazoa; Chordata; Aves; Passeriformes; Paridae
Product: gastrula zinc finger protein XlCGF9.1-like
Exons: 2
Coding region: 1340-2476 (378 amino acids)
Biological process (GO): regulation of transcription by RNA polymerase II
Cellular component (GO): nucleus
Molecular function (GO): RNA polymerase II transcription regulatory region sequence-specific DNA binding; DNA-binding transcription factor activity, RNA polymerase II-specific
Source: RefSeq, a predicted model, not a curated record